AUGGCCUAUGCUGGGGUGUUGCAGGUAAAGUGGCCUACCUACUCGCCUGAAUAUUUCUUCUGCGAGCUCGGACGGCUCUGCAACAUCUCGGGCAUCCAGGGAGAGGGGCUCAGCAACAACGACAAGGUCAUGGUGUUGACCAAGUGCGGUGAGGGCUUCGAAGAGGCUGCUACAUUCAUGGAGGGCUCAAUGUCCAUCGCCACCUAUGAGGAUGGUUCGAAGUUCCUGCUCCCCGCCUCAGUGCAGUCUGGAACAUAUCGAGUCUGCUGGUGUGCCGCAGAGAACACCUGCAGAUACCCUCGCGACUUCACCGUGAGUCUCGGCCGCGUGGAUUUUGGGGGCCCAGUGCCGGACUUCGUCUAUCGCUGCUUCGAGUGGCAGUCGUGCGAGAUCAUGGAGAUGGAGGGCACCACCUUGGAGGAUGGGGACCGGCUCAUGGCGGUCCCGGAUGGCACCGACUGCAGAGCUCCCACACUGACGCCAGCGUUUGGGUUUCCGCGGAAUGGUGUGACGAUGCCG
Molecule: messenger RNA, 519 nt
Organism: Symbiodinium pilosum
Lineage: Eukaryota; Dinophyceae; Suessiales; Symbiodiniaceae
Source: the annotation of a GenBank genome assembly